UGAACGGGUGACAUCUAAACAGAACCAUGAAUCGUUGGUUAACAGUGGUCUUCCUGGGGGCUUCCAUCGGAGGAACAUUUUCGUUGUAUACAGCCAUUUCGGUUGGCUCCUUGGGCCUCGCAAACAUGGCCGUCAACCUGCAGUCGCUGUCGGUCGUGAUGAAGAACUAUUACACCGCGUUCGACGCUAACCGUGCCUUGGUGAACGCAUCUCUUAACGAUUUGGGAUACUUUGUCAAUGUGACUGUUUCUACGUUGAAUAAAACAUACGGAGCUUCGCAACCAAGCUUCGCGUCGAUGGUGUCAACUGCAUCAUACUUCAAUCAAUCUCUUGGUUAUGGAGAAUCAUACGUCAACUCUCUAAUCACAUCAGAUCUGAGCACCUUGACCUGGAACCUUCAGGCAGCAAUCGAUAACAUCUUCCAGAGUUUUCAGAUGGCGCUUUACUCGAUGAGCUCAUACGAUCAAUCGUACGUUCAAGAUAAUUGUGUUGCCAAAAACCUGACUCAAAUGUCUCAAAUACCCAACUCGUUGAGCAAGCUUGGUCCGUGUCUACAACAAGAAGUUAACACUGCAAACGUUAUCACCCCAACCAUCAUUUCAACUAUCCAACUAUUCAAGAAGGAUCUGACGGCCUACAUCAACCUACUGCAAAUCUGCCAACCAACAUCUAGCUCAUGCUUCGAUCAGUUCUUCACGAUGGCCUCAAUGGAUUUCAGCCAGCUUUGGAAUGCGCUUUACAUGGUGCAACAAUAUGUAAGCAGUGCCCAACAAGAUGCUUACGCAAGGAACAAAAUCUGUUCGGAAAUGGUGAAAAGUGAUAUUCAGGAUGCAAUUUCCAACUUGCAGUCUGCGGUGUCCAGCUGUGCAAAUCCUGCUCCCGUCACUGUUGGUCGAGCUUGAAGAACUGCAGUUUCGUUCCGAGCAUGUUUUUUUGUGCAAUGCAUAAACCAGAUGAUCGUACUUU
Culex pipiens pallens (northern house mosquito) is the source of this 966-nucleotide messenger RNA. RefSeq lists its product as uncharacterized. Lineage: Eukaryota; Metazoa; Arthropoda; Insecta; Diptera; Culicidae. The transcript has 2 exons. The record is from RefSeq and is a predicted model, not a curated record. Bases 27 to 902 code for a protein of 291 amino acids.